Chara braunii is the source of this 1183-nucleotide messenger RNA. The record is from the annotation of a GenBank genome assembly. NCBI's taxonomy places the organism in Eukaryota, Viridiplantae, Streptophyta, Charophyceae, Charales, Characeae.
GUGGAUUACCAUAGGGACAUUAUCAGCAGACAGUUAUGUCCUCGAUGAAACUCCCUCUCACUGCUGUUAUUGCCGUUCAAACUGCGUGUAGUUGUUUGUGAAAGUUUCCUUACGAACUUUGGCUAGUGAAGGUGAAGCGUAGUGGUGUAGGUGAAGGUCAACAUGGAGCCAGAAACGUCACCUCGGAGGGAGCAAGAUGCUAGGGCUCAAGUCCCCGGUAAUUACCAGCUGGAGGAAGAUAGGUUGAAGGAGAUGAUUCGAGCGUGUUAUGAGGAGGGGAUACUCCCAACCAACAUCGAUUCAGGUGAAAUGGAGGUGGAUAGGAGGGAAGUCAAGUUUGUGUUGAACGGCACCAUGGAUGAGAUCAAGGUGAAAUGGUUAAAAGCUAGAACGGUUACUAUCAUUUUCGGGACAGACCUCGCUUCCUCCCGAAAAAAAGUCAAGGAGGAUUUGGUUCGUGCCUAUGAGGAUGUUUGGAUCCGCGAGGAGACGUUUGGACAAGAGUUUAGAAGGGGGAGAAUCAAGGUUGAAAGUCUGAACGUUGUGUCGUACAUCCCAAGAGCUCAAGAAAUCACUGACUGGAUGUUGGCAAAGCGAUCGGACUUUAUAGACCUUGGUAACGUUACCUAUUGUACGGAGUGUAAGUCGUGGAUGACAAGAGCGGAGGUACGAGAUUGGAGGCGGACUGUGGAUGAGAAUGUCUUUUGGGUGGUGGCGGUAGGUGUACCGUUGGAUGAGAUGGUGUUCAUCUAUGUACAUGUGGAAAAAGGAAUUGGCAAAAUUAUUAAGCACCAUCAGCCGGAAGCAGACGAGACCGACCCAAAGUUGGUUAAUCUCCGAUUCGAUCUCGAUCCAGCAGCAAAGGCGAAUAUGAAGGAUAAAAUUUGGGUGCAAACCCACCAAGGAGAUUUGUUGGACGUUCGAAUGGCUUUUGCAGAGACAGAUUGGUGUAGAAGAUGUCGAACAUUUUUCCACCUGGAGGACAUAUGCAAACGCAGUGAUCGGAGAAAUCGGGGCGAAUCAAUAUCAAGACCACAAUAGGCUUCUUCAUCUCAAGGCAUGGGAGGGCCCUCUCGUUUGCUGUAUCAGGGCCCUCUUAGGGUUCCAGGUCGUAAAAAACAGGAGCUCGCGUUAAUUAGGAAAAUCCAAUACGCCGAGAAUCGAAUGAAUGCCCAUCCCAUCU